Messenger RNA from Punica granatum (pomegranate), 2863 nucleotides. Lineage: Eukaryota; Viridiplantae; Streptophyta; Magnoliopsida; Myrtales; Lythraceae. The record is from RefSeq and is a predicted model, not a curated record.
AUUGGGCCAUCUGAGAAGGAAAGGAAGAUCCCCCUCUACCUCCCUCCUUUUUCUUCCGUCAGAAGCUUCCAAUUCCAUGUCCGCCUCAACCAGCAGUUCUGUCUCCUUCCUUGCUGCGACCCAGCUCAGAGUUCCUCCCUGCCCGACCUCUACCGAUUUGAUUACUGUCUGAUCUCUUCUGGGUCCCAGUCAGCUCUUCGGUGGAGAUCGUUACUCACUGUGAAUUGGGAAUGAGUGGUUGAACAUGAGAAGGCAGCUCAGAGUUUGGUGGCCGAGGCAGCACCGUCAGCUUACUCCGCCGUCAUGUUACAUCCUUUUGGGCUGGUUCAUCUCCGCUUCUCCUGCUUCCCUUGACGCUGUAGUAGCCUUAGCGAUCGAUGCGGCGUCAGUGUCUCAGCUCGCCUCUGGCCUGGAGGAGAUCCUUUGCAAAACAAACAGGGACAUGCCUGCAGCUCUACAGGAGAAAUCAAUGAUCUCCAUAUUGGGUCAGUGUGGUGCUGAUCUCAGUAAUAAUGCCACUAAAGUGAGGAAGAAAGUAAAAUGCAAGACAUCUGUCUGUGUCCCUAACGGUGCCAAUUUAGAUCCUUCUUUGCGAAGCAAACGGAAUUGGAACUGUGGUUGCUACAACAUGAAGGAAACUUGUGGCAUUGCUUUUGGAAGCAGUACGUGGAUCAAACUGUUGCAUGAACCUUGUGGAAGGUUUGCCACCAACAAACUCUUGGUUCCUGAAGUGGAUCAUGUUCAUUGGGAUGGGGAACUGGUUUCCCCAUUCGAUGUGCACGUGAUACUUUAUGAAGUUCCCUCAUAUGGGUCUCACCAUUUCUCUCUGAGUUACUCAGAUGUCUCUCACCAAGCUAAAACUCCUCUAAAGAAACCUAAUUGGGUAAAUGAGCUUCAUCUACAUCGUCCACUUGUUGACCUGGAUGCAGUAAUUUUGGCAAUCAAUUGUUCAUCAGCUCUGGCCAGGUUUUACCCGAAGAGAGAAUCAGCAACAGAGACGUCCCUCCUUCGGUUUUCUAUCAUCUGGAUGUUAUAUGCCUUAGUGUGGCAUGCUUUGGGUAUAUUUGUAGCUACAUUAUCCGCGCUGUUUUACUUUAGUCUUCAGUGUUUUCAUGGUUGUGGAAAUCUUGGACUGCCGUCAUGGACUGGGAUGAUAUCUGCGAAGGCAUUUAACACAACAUGGGCCAAUAUCAAAAUCCGGUCGUGUCAAAUUCUUUAUUGGUGUAUAUUCCUACAGGAGAGCGGCCCAAGGUCCCAUUCCUGUGUGGAAUAUGAGGAAAAGUCUGCAUUGCGGAAGCAUUCAAUGUGGGCAAACUUAGCAGUUGAUAUUCUUUUGGGAAACUUGAUUGGUUUGGCACUGUUACAUAAUGCAGAAUCCACUUGCUCAUGGGUCCUGGACUUUGGGAGUGAUGUGAGUAAUUUGUUGCGAACUGGUUGUGUGUGGUUGAUGGGAGUCCCUGCUGGUUUCAAGUUGAACACAGAAGUGGCAGCAGUUCUUGGCAUGAUUUCUCUUAAUGUGAUUCAAAUUUGGUCCACCCUUUGCACUUUCAUGGGCUUUUUCUUAAGCUAUUUCAUCCGAGGACUGGCUAUAUUGGGGAUGUUUUUUGGUGCCACAGUAUUAGCUGCUUUGGUAAAGGACAUAAUUGCAAUAACAUCAUUGCAUGUGUCAACUUUACAUCAGUUAAUAUCUCUUCUGUAUUCCAUUCAAACAAAGGCUUUAGCUGCUCUGUGGCGCCUUUUCAGGGGUCAAAAGUGGAAUCCGCUUCGCCUGAGGUUAGAUAGUUAUGACUACACCGUGGAGCAACACAUUGUUGGGUCCCUUCUUUUCACGCCACUUUUACUCCUAUUACCAACGACCUCUGUUUUCUACAUCUUCUUCACCAUUAUGACUUCAUCCGUCAGCGUCGUAUGCAUAAUGACUGAAGCUAUCAUAUCAGUUAUUCAUGUAACACCCUAUGUCAAGAUUUUCCUUUGGUUGGUGAGUCCGAAAAGAUGCCCCGCUGGAAUAUGGCUGCAAAUUGAAUCCUAUAAACCGGGUAGAAUCAAAUCUGCUGGGGUAAAAUCUUUUCCUGAAGAUGGACACUCUCGAUUGAAGAGUUCUCUUGGAAAAGCUGAAGCUGAGAAAUCCUGGGAUGAAGCAAAUACUUUGGUUUCAUUCCUCCACAGUAAUUUCCCAACUAUCGGACAAAUAAUAUUACCUCACUACAGAGAAGUCUUCACUGGGGGUUUUAAACCACUCGUCAUGGCAUCAGCUCGUGGAAUUCUUACUGGGAAAAGGGUCCCUCAAACACUGGAGACCCGCCUUCCUUCUACAAUCCCAUGGAUGGCCAUUCCUGUGAAAGAGUAUUGGCAACUAUGCCGUGAGGCAGUGCUUUCAUGCAUGGCAAGCCGUGACGGCCUCACAUCAGCUUGGUUGAAGCACACCUGAUAUGAUGAUUGAUUAACCUGUUUGCAAUUUUGGAGGCUUUUUGUCCUUAGGAGUUAGUUCUUUUAGUAUCCUCUCCCAUUCAUUUAGUUAGCACUCAAAUUCGUGAUUCUCGUGUCAGUUUUGCCGUUUUGGCUAUUUACUCACUAUUAGUUGUUGCAUCUAUUAAUCCAGAAAGAUUUGCCGUCUCCAGCAAGAGAAGGCUUUGUAGUUAUCAUAGGUUCAUUCAGAUUAGCUGUGAUAAUCUGUCAGGCAGAUCAAUUGUCCUUCCUACACCUAUGGUUUGCUUAGCUAGGAAUCAUUGUUUGAUUGCUAUGGCAGUUAUUAUUUAUCAGCCGAAAACUGUCUGUUGGAUUCUACAAAGAUCAUAGAGCUCGGGUUUUUUUCAACAGGACACAUACAAUUAAUAUCGGGACUCAAGAUAUUGAUCCUUCAGAA